Molecule: messenger RNA, 2878 nt
Organism: Thunnus maccoyii (southern bluefin tuna)
Lineage: Eukaryota; Metazoa; Chordata; Actinopteri; Scombriformes; Scombridae
Gene: buc2l
Product: bucky ball 2-like
Exons: 5
Coding region: 174-2732 (852 amino acids)
Source: RefSeq, a predicted model, not a curated record
AAGGAGUUUCAACUCUAAUUGGACAAUCAUCACCUGGAACCAAAAUCUAACCAAUCAGUGUAUUAUAUGACAAGCUAGCCUGCUAUCACAAGCUCACACCUUUUGAUUUCCAAUUUAAAUCAUACUGUCAAAGCUGUGUUAGUUUGUCAGUGGUAACCUUCUUUUUUGCAUAUAUGGAGGCAGCCACGUCUACCUUGCACCACUCUUACGGACUGGGCCCUCGUGGUCCAAACCCACCGCAUGGAGCUCAGGUGGCCCAAGGGCCCCAUCAGCCGGAUCAAGGGCCUUCAGGAGCUCCACAUCCUGAGGAGCAGCAGCAGCAGCAGCAGCAGCAGCACCAAAAACCUUUCUUCUACAUACAGCCUUUGCAGCCAUGCCUGCCCAUGCAGAGUCUGCAGUGGCCUGUGCCCAUGCCAAUGCCUGUGUCCUACAACCCCUACUAUGGCUACCCUGGUUUAGGUUAUAGCAUGCCAAUGAUGCCCCACUAUCAGCCAAAUCCGUACAUGGAGCCACCUGGCUUUGUUGUACCCCAUACCCACCUCCAUUUGAUGGAUUACAGACGCAUGCUCAACCCCCAGUAUUACCAGACCAUGGCCUACCACGCCCGCAGGUUCCGCUACCAACACAAUGCCCCAGCCAGAGAAAUGACCAGCUCUGAGGUUCAAACUGAACCACUGUCUGGCACCCAGAGGACAAGCACCCCAGGGCUCAGCAAUGUUGACGCCACCAAUGUCCUCCCAGUCUGCAACAGCAGCAGCAACACCCCAAGUGUCCCCACCAGUCAGCUGCUCUCACCAGCCUUGGCCUUGCAGAAAGGGGAUCAUUCUUUGGAGCUCAAGGACAUGGUGCCACCUUCUACCACCAGGACGCCACCAAAUGGCAGCUUCGUGAUUCAGACAGAAGAAGUGAGAAUUGAAUGCUGCACCACACCGGUGGGACUGCAGGUUCUGCAUUCUCAUGAGACAGCAGAAGUGUCCCACAGAUUUUCCCAAGACAUGGUCCAGUGUAGCCCCAUCCUCCAAGGCCGCAUGCUGCAGGACGAUGGCCUAUGUCUUCCUGCAGACAAGUCAGAGCAGUCACUCCAAGCUUGUCCUGACAUCUUGUUAGUUGGGACACCCAGUGGUGGUGAGAAGAUCCCUGAGCUGGAGGAGUCAAGGAACCAGGCAGACCCUGUGACUGUCACUUCGUCGUUGGAUUCACAAGUAGCAACUCACGGUGAAGUUGAGGGGACAAGGAGCGAGAAAGAUCGGAGUAUGACUUCCAAGAAUUUUCACUUUAAAGUUGUUCACUUGCCCUUUGACCCCAAAUAUCUGGAAGAGCUGCGGAAGAUGGAGUCCACUGUCUGGUCAAUGGACGAAACUUUGAUUCCUUCCCCUGAAUCACUGACCCAAAAUGGCCUCACAGAGUCUUAUGAUGAAACACUGGCUGCUGUAGCUGAAGUGCCCUCAGCAGAUGCACUCACGUUGAGAGAGGAGGCUCCUACAGAGGAGGUUGUCCCUGUGAUUGAGAUGCCUCUUCUGGUAGAGGAUGAACUGGAGGACAUAGUCCCCACUAUGGAGGGUCCUGGGGAUGAGAUGGUGUCUGAAGCUGAUAUGUGCCUUAUGAUGGAUGUUCCUGUUGAAGAGGAAGCUCCCGAAGCAGAGGUGACUCUUGCACCUAAUUUGCUGUUAUUAGAUAACCCCCCUUUUAAGGCAGAUAGAAACCAACAUAGACAAGAAACACAUAUCCAGGAUCACCAGGACACCUCAUUUGAGUCCUUGCCUGCCUACCUACCCUCGACCAGCUGGCUAGCUGACUUUGACAAUGUCUACUAUUGUAGCAAGAUGCCACCAACUCCCAAGAAGCAGAACAAACCUCUGAGCAGAUGUGGUUUAGAUGUGCCUACCAGAAGAAGAAAACUAGACUUAGAGUACAAAGAACAACCUACUGUUCGUAAGCCAAAAGAGAGGUACAAACCCAAAGGCAAGGUGGAUCGACGAAGCCUCUCUGACCAUGAAUGCUGCCUGAGCAGAAAUUUCAAUGAGAAUGUGUUCACCCCCUAUGCAUCCAAGAGGGAACGACUUUGUGGCAGAUGUCUGACAAAGCGUCAGAUCUGCACAUCUGCCAGUCCAGGACUCAAUAGCCGGAUCCUAAAAAGAAAAGUUGCUCCCUUCCAACAGUGGAACGACCCCCUUUUACCGACUUGUGAAGCCUGUAAAUCUCACUCAAAGAAACGACUGAUGAGGAAAGGCUCCAGUUCUGAUGUUCGUGGUCCACAUCAUGGACACGACACUGAGGGAGAAUCCUCUGAGAACAGCUCGUGUCACACCAGGCUUGAGUGGAGGGUAGCUGAGGAUACCAGGAGGCUCAAUGACCUCAAGAGGCCACUGGCCUCCAAGCAGAACUUAGAAAAGUGUCCUGCAGCAACGUACCCAAAGCUGAGGGAAAAGAACUGUGUGUGUAAUGAGCCACAGCAUCAGCCUGUUGUAUGGGAGAGGCUGCGUCACUGUCCCCACGGCAACGCCAUCAGAGAAAUGGAUGAGAACUGCACCAUGCCUGUUUCCUCUCAGGACAAAUGGAGGAACAUGGAUCAGAUUUACCUGACACACAGGUGGCAAACUGAGAAGUCAUGGAAAGCAGUGAUGCCCAACCCUGACGGCUCCAAGAAUGAAGCCAGAUCACAACACUUGAAUAAACACAAGACAUCACAACCACAAUCACAAGGAACUCGUAGAAAAGACACACGAUGCUGAUUUGCACAAGAGCACAAUUCAACAAAGUGGAAAAAAGCACUUUUUAAAAAAUGAUUGUACACUUAAAUUAUUUCCACGUAAAUUAAUUGUAUAAUAAAUCACUAUGUUCACUAUUUAUUAACCUCCAAAUAAACACAUUUAUUAUA